AUGGCUGCACCCAAAGGAAACGUCGAUAUGCCAUUUAUUUUUACAGAUGGCCUUCACAAGGCCGGGUCAGAUAAACGUAAGCUCAUCAGACAGCAUGUCAUGGUGGGCAAAAACCGCGGCAAGUCCCGGAAAGGGAAUACAAAAACAUCACGCCAGGAUCUAGGAUCUUCGAUGCCAUAUUCAGAUGGACCAUCAGCCAUUGUAUUCAAAAUGCGCUAUCCAUCAAUACCCAACAAAGUCGGCAAUGAGCUUUCCUUCUCCAAGUUUGCCGCCCCGGUCGAACCAGUUUUGUUGCAGGAGAUGCUGAGUUUCUGCUUCAUGGCAAAAAGAAUCAUGUACCCCUUGGCAGAUUACAUCGACUUUCAUAAGAACGAUAAGAUUGACACUUUAUGGUUCGAUCUCUUGACAUACGACGCGGCAUACUUGCAUUCAGUUGUCUUUCUCUGUCAGUCCUACUCGUCUCUUGUAUCAGGCAGUCAAACUUCAUCAUCCGCAUGCCGAGAGAUGGUACAUUACUCCGAAGCUCUUCGGCUACUUCGCGAGAGAAUAUCAGGUCAAACUCAAGAACGAGAAACAUGGGACUCUACGAUUCUCGUGGUUCUUUACCUGGCCACGCAUGCUCAUCUCGUGGGCGACAUUACCUCCGCCAAACAUCAUAUUCAAGGGCUGCGGAAAAUGGUCGAUUUGAAGGGCGGCAUAUACGCUCUCGGGUAUAAUCCAAAGCUUAUCAUAGAAUUGAUGAAAUGCGACCUCGCAAUGGCUGUCAACUACGGAAUUGAACCCGUCUUCUUUGGAGACCCAUCGCUGGAGCCCCUGAUACCAUAUGAUCUAGCACCGCCGAUCUCAGAGACGUCAUCAGGGAUAGGAGCUUCGCCGCAGCCGGUCGGGUCAAGCAUCUGCUGCACGGACCUGCAACAAGCCUGGACGGUAAUGAUAAGAUUUUGCUCGGCGAUCAAUUAUGCAGUAAAGCGCGGGCGUCGACUUCCAAAGGAAGUACUUUUGAGCAAUAUGGGGUCUGUGAUGUAUCGGGUGGUUCGCAUCAAGCAUGAACUUAAUCCUGUCGAUGGGAUCAUCCGCCUUGGGCUGCUGGCUUUUUUUUCGCACGUCCUUUUACGUGUGCGAAAUGUGCCAUCUCCACACACAUACCUUCCUAACCUUUAUCGGGAUCGUCUUCUCGACCUUCCACCCGGGCAAAUCCCGUUGCUCAGCCUUGUUUGGCUCCUCAUGGUAGGCCACAUUUCUCUAUUCACCCCAGCAGAUGACCACUGGCUAUUGUCUUGGUUGCGAGGUUGCCUUACGAGAUUGGAGGUGAAUAAUUGGGAUGAACUUCGAGACAAAUUGAAAGGGCUGUUAUGGAUAGACGCCUUGCAUGACAAGCCUGGAAAAGCAAUUUUCGACACCGUGUACCGGGUGUCUGGGCCCAGGGUCUUCAAUUCGAGGCUACGAAAUGGAUAA
Messenger RNA from Penicillium manginii, 1455 nucleotides. RefSeq lists its product as uncharacterized. Bases 1 to 1455 code for a protein of 484 amino acids. The record is from RefSeq and is a predicted model, not a curated record. Lineage: Eukaryota; Fungi; Ascomycota; Eurotiomycetes; Eurotiales; Aspergillaceae. The transcript has 4 exons.